Messenger RNA from Pseudophryne corroboree (corroboree frog), 3583 nucleotides. Its product is annotated as sterol 26-hydroxylase, mitochondrial-like. The transcript has 9 exons. NCBI's taxonomy places the organism in Eukaryota, Metazoa, Chordata, Amphibia, Anura, Myobatrachidae. The coding region runs from base 161 to 1858 and encodes 565 amino acids. Gene Ontology annotation, biological process: cellular response to peptide hormone stimulus; C21-steroid hormone biosynthetic process; cortisol metabolic process. Gene Ontology annotation, molecular function: heme binding; monooxygenase activity; iron ion binding. Gene Ontology annotation, cellular component: mitochondrial inner membrane. The record is from RefSeq and is a predicted model, not a curated record.
CUUAGUAAAUUCUAUGUUUAGAGUGUGUGUACUACACUGUCCGAGAACAUGUGUUUUGGUGACUGUUGCACAUGAUAACACCGAUGUGUAAGCAACAGGUCUAACUCUCUCUCCCUGGAUAUAGCCGUGACAGGGCUGGAGGUGGGUGUUCCCGGGGCGGAUGUGUACAGUACACUGUAAGCAGCAGCAGCAGCACCAGCACAUAUACUGUGCAGUGUGUGUGUACACAGUACUGAGGCCUCCGGCUGCAUCUCACACGGCUCAUGCACAUCUCGCCCCGCUCUCUCCAGUCAUGAUUACCUUGUUCCUCCGGCGCUGCUCCCUGGCCGUGGGCCGGGACUCCCCGCUGCUGGUGACAAGCAGGGCCGGGGCCACCCAGGGCAGAGCAGUGACGGGGGCAGCGGCAGCUGGAGUAGCAGAAACAGGUGACAAGAAGGUGAAGACAGUAGCAGAUCUGAGUGGACCCUCCCUGCUCACCGACCUGUACUGGGUCUUCCUGAGGGGAUACCUGCUCUAUAGCCAUGACUUACAGGCUAUAUACAAGAAGAAGUACGGACCCAUGUGGAAAUCUGUUUUAGGCCGAUAUAAAACCGUGUAUGUUGCUGAUGCCGAUGUUUUAGAGACAUUACUGCGGCAGGAGGGAAAAUAUCCUGUGAGAAGUGACAUGGAACUCUGGAAAAUACACCGGCGUCUCAGAGACCUGGCCUAUGGCCCAUUUACAGAGGAUGGUCACCGCUGGCAUACCCUGCGUUCUGUGCUCAACAAGAGGAUGCUGAAGCCAGCAGAGGCCAUGCUGUACACCGGGGUGGUAAAUGAAGUAGUGACAGAUUUUUUGAUCACUCUGGAUGACAUAAUAAAGGAAUCUCCAUCUGGAGUCAUGCUGAAUGAUGUAGCAAACACCCUGUAUAGAUUCGCUUUUGAAGGAAUUUCAUACAUCCUGUUUGAGACCCGUAUUGGCUGUUUGGAGAAGAACAUUCCACCUGAAACAAAAAAGUUUAUUGAUUCCAUAGGUGCCAUGCUGAAGUAUUCUGUUUUUGUCAGCAUUUUGCCUGCAUGGACCAAUAAUAUACUACCCUACUAUAACCUCUACAUUAAAUACUGGGACAACAUCUUUGCAUUUGGAAACAAGCUGAUAGAUGAGAAGAUGGAGAAAAUACAAGCGCGGUUGGAGCGUGGUGAGGAGAUACAAGGAGAGUACCUGACAUAUCUACUGUCAAGUGGCAAACUGACCAAUAAGGAGGUGUAUGGCAGUGUGGCCGAGUUGCUACUGGCUGGUGUGGAUACGACAUCCAACACCUUAAGUUGGGCCUUAUACCACCUUUCACGAGAUCCGGACAUUCAGAAAUCGCUUUACCAGGAGGUGACCACAGUUAUUCCAGGAGAAAAAAUUCCCACUGCAGAGGAUCUCUCCAAAAUGCCUCUGUUGAAGGCUGUGAUUAAGGAAACACUGCGGAUGUAUCCAGUUGUGCCAACUAAUGCCAGAGUGGCCGCUGAGAAGGAUGUAGUGAUUGGAGACUAUUCCUUUCCAAAAGAUACAUUGUUUGUAUUGGCUCAUUAUGUCAUGUCCCGGGAUGAGAGAAAUUUCCCAGAACCAAAUAAAUUUAAUCCUCGGCGAUGGUUACGAGAUCAGAAGAUAAAAAACAACCCGUUUAGCUCCAUCCCCUUUGGAUAUGGCAUUCGAGCCUGUGUUGGGCGUCGGAUUGCGGAGCUGGAAAUGUAUCUGGCCUUAUCUCGGAUAAUUAGGAAAUACGAUGUCAGACCAGACCCUCAAGGUGGAGAAAUUACAUCAAUGUCCAGAAUUGUUUUGACUCCCAGCAGGCCGAUAAAUCUCCAGUUUGUAGAAAGAAAUUCUGUCUGAUUUGUAGUAUACUUCUCGGCAAUAGAACAUUGUGGCAUAAACCAGCAAAACGAACACACUACAAUAUCAAUACUAUGUAUGAACAACCUUAAAAGAUUUAAAAAAAAAUGUUUUUCCACCUAAAAACAUUUACACAUUGUCUGAAACCACAGUACGUACCACUGCUGCCUUACACAAUCCUUUGAAAUGCCUCAUUCCAACUCUGACUCUUGUUUGCUCAUUGUACUGUAGUUUACUAUGUGGAACAAGGCAGCACUGUACAUGGCUUGAGGAUGGUCCACUGUCAAAGCCAAGUACAGGAAGGCAAGUGUAUAAUUGUAGUGUAGUCUGCAAGGGUGUAGUAUGGUAUGCCGGCGGCCGGGCUCCCGGCGACCAGCAUACCAGCGCCGGAAUCCCGACUGACGGCAUACCGACAGCUGGGUGACUGCAAAUGAGCCCCUUGUGGUGCCUUUCCAACAAGACGGCAGUUUCCGACUCUAAUUGAAUAUAUCUGAAAGUGUGUGUCAUGACCAGAGGAGGAUUUAGACCUCAUGUGGCCCUAAGCAAGAUACUGAUUUGGGGCACCCCUUCCUCAAACAAUACUCAGUGUGCCCUCUACCCCCUCCACCACCAAGCACUGAUAUCUAGUCAUUACAAUAUAUAAUGCAGGCACCCAUACCUUAUAAUACUUAUUAUUAUACCCAAUCACAUUAGUGUUACAUUGUAUACGAGUGCCUCCCCCCACCCCUUACUGAAUGUAGCAGCCUAGCAGGUCCCCCAUCUCUUAUAAUACCUAUUAUUACACCCCUCAGUCAUUGUGACUGUAUUCAUUAUAUAUCAGUGCGCCACUGAUUGUAGCAGGCAUCUCCUAUACAUGGUAGUACUUAACAUAGAGUAUAAUAGCAUAUUGAUAUAUCAAAAGUCAGUGUGUACCUCCCCCCAGCCCUGUUUGUAGCAGGCGGAUGUUUCGGUCAAUUUUGGUGAAGCUCGUAGUCCGCCGGAAAUGCCCUUUAUAUGGCCUUGUCGGUGGGCUCCCCUGGGACCAACAGGGCCCUAAGCAGCUGCUUUGGUUGCCUUGUGGUAAAUCCUCCACUGGUCGUGACAGAUUAGUGUGUCGUGACUUUAUGUCUGAUGUGUCGUGCAGAAUUGUGCCUUCACUUACGCAUUACGGCGGGUUCCAUGCGAGUAUGUCUACAGAGUCCAGCCAAUCAGCAUAGCAAGGGGCAGAAAGAUUAAUGUUCCACUGACUGGAUACAGGGCGCAUCUGUGAUGGAGAGAGUGAUUUCCCACUCUCCCCCCCCCCCAGUUCCACUGACUGCAUGGAACUGCAUUGUCCCAAGGGUGUCAGCUGUCAUUCCAUUAGCUCAGGGUCAGAGAGGAGCUGCACCAAGCAGACCGGCAGCCGCAGAUACCACUAGAAACGUUGCAAUCCUGGGGGUAAGAGAAAGGGGGAGAGUUAGUAUGGUGGGAGGGAGGUAUGGUAUAUUUUUUGUGUGGUUAUAUAUAAAGAAUUGCUGGGAGUGUGGGAUUUGUGACAACAGGAGGGAGUUUGGGUAGGUGUGAAUACAUUUGGAGUAGAAGAAUAGAGGAGGAAUAGGUGCUGGGACUAUAGAACAUGGUUUGUUUGUUUUUACUAGUAAGUAGUUGUAAUAAUUAGUAAGUUGUUAGAAAACUGGCACUUGAUGCAAUAAUUAUUAUGGUAAAUCUAACAUAUUUUAUUAAUACAAUAAAGUUAUUUUACGUUUA